Molecule: messenger RNA, 2724 nt
Organism: Puntigrus tetrazona (Sumatra barb)
Lineage: Eukaryota; Metazoa; Chordata; Actinopteri; Cypriniformes; Cyprinidae
Gene: slc29a1a
Product: solute carrier family 29 member 1a
Exons: 13
Coding region: 265-1602 (445 amino acids)
Biological process (GO): uridine transmembrane transport; nucleoside transmembrane transport
Cellular component (GO): plasma membrane
Molecular function (GO): nucleoside transmembrane transporter activity
Source: RefSeq, a predicted model, not a curated record
AGCGCCGGCCGUUAAACCGGCCGAAAUCUACCGACAGAGAGCCAUUCAUUCAGAGGAAUUUAGAGCAACUUCACGCCGCGCGAAUCACAUUCACCAUGAAGGAGUCCAGAGCCGCGACCGCCGUGAAAGACUCUCGCAGAAAACACCCCGCAAACUGACAUGCAGGACGAGCAGGGGAAAACGCCAAAAAACCCCGGUCAAGUUCGUGAAUAUUUGAUGCCAGAUUCUGAAACAAAUCAGUGACCGAUCCUCCAGACAGACACCAUGACGGCCGCCAACGCUCCACGGGACCGGUAUAAUGCCGUAUGGAUCAUAUUCUUCAUUCUGGGCCUGGGAACUUUGCUACCGUGGAAUUUCUUCAUGACCGCUACCAUGUACUUCACCAGCCGUCUGAAGGACCCACAGACGAGCGGAGAACACAAUCUGACAAGCAAUGUGACGGUGGUGACGGGCGAUCGUAACGUCCUGGAGUCAAAGUUCAACAACGUGAUGACGCUGUGUGCCAUGGUGCCGCUGCUGAUUUUCACCUGCCUCAACUCCUUCAUCCACCAGAGGAUUCCUCAGAAGCUGAGGAUCUCGGGCAGCCUGUCUGUCAUUUUCGUGGUGUUCCUCAUCACGGCCGUGCUGGUGAAGGUGGAGAUGGAGCCCCUGCCGUUCUUCACCUUGACCAUGAUCAAAAUCAUCUGCAUCAACUCGUUCGGGGCCAUUCUGCAAGGGAGUCUGUUUGGUUUGGCUGGAAUGCUCCCAGCGUCCUACACCACACCCAUCAUGAGCGGACAAGGCCUGGCAGGGACCUUCGCAGCCUUCUCCAUGAUCUGUGCCCUCGCCUCGGGCUCUGAGCUGCAGGACAGUGCCUUCGGUUACUUCAUCACUGCCUGUGUGGUUAUUCUCCUGGCCAUCGUUUCCUACCUCGCUCUGCCUAAAAUGGAGUUUUUCCAGUAUUACUCCGAGAGCAAUGGCUCCCGAUCCAGCACCGAUGAGGAAAACAAGAUGGAUUUGCUGAAACCAGAAGGUGAAGCGGAGAAGAGGCCCGUCCUGAGCCUGACCGAUGAAGCCAGCAGGCCCGCCGUGUCGGUGUUCGGCAUCUUCAAACAGAUCUGGGUGAUGGCUCUCUCCGUGUGCUUCGUUUUCACCAUCACCAUCGGCGUAUUCCCGGCCGUCACCGUCGACGUCAAGACCACCGUCGUUGAAGGAGGCAGCAGUUGGAAUAUUUAUUUCAUCCCGGUGUCCUGCUUCCUCCUGUUCAAUGUGAUGGACUGGGCCGGCAGGAGCCUGACAGCUGUUUGCAUGUGGCCCGGUAAAAACAGCAUCUGGCUGCCCAUCCUGGUCGUGGCACGCUUGGUGUUUGUUCCUCUCUUCAUGUUCUGUAACGUUCAGCCCAGAAGCCUGCCCGUGGCGUUCGCUCACGACGCCUGGUACAUCGUCUUCAUGAUCCUCUUCUCCUUCAGCAACGGAUACCUGGCCAGCCUCUGCAUGUGCUUCGGACCAAAGAAAGUGUCCCAACACGAAGCGGAAACCGCAGGGGCCAUCAUGGCCUUCUUCCUCUCUCUCGGCUUGGCUGUGGGAGCCGCGUUAUCCUUCGCUUUCCGGGCCAUGAUCUAGAACCGUGGCCUAGUUCUCAGUAUGAUGAAGAGGAGGAACUUUAACCCCAGAUAUACACAGAGCCAGAAUGUUUUCACACUGCACAUGUAUCCACUUGCCUGUCUGUCCCUCUCGUUCGGUUCACUUCUAAAAGACGUGGAGCUGGAAUAGACAGUUAUUCACACAGGGAUUCGAAGAGGGAUCAUCUUCAUCGACAUCAAGAUGAGCAUCAUCAUCUUCAUCAGGCAAAAAAACGAGCCAAAUCUGAAUGCAUUUUUUUUUUGUAUACCUUUUGUACCAAUUCAGUAUUUAGCAAUAAUGUAUAGUUAACCCCUUUAUGUUUUAGUUGUUUUUAAUGUUUGUUUUCUUGUAGAUAUUAACAGUUUUAGUGGUUUUAGUGAUGGCAGCACGCAGCUAUUAGGGCGGUAGUUCACUGCAAAAAAAUAAGUUCUCGUUUUUUUUCUUUGCAAAUGCCUAAAAAUUCAAACCUGUUUUCUGAAAAUUAGUUUAAAGCACAAAAAUAAUUUGGUUUUCCCAUUGAAUGGUUUAUUUUUCUUGCAUUACCGAGACAUUUUCACUUGUUUUAAGCACACGCUUAACUAAUUGUAACACCGUACGUCAUUUUUCGUAAGUAAAUGUCUGUAUUUGAGAACGUUUAGAUAUUUGUACUGAAAACCGAACUAGUUUUUGCAGUGGUUCUAGCUAAAUUGUACUGUAUCACAUCAUCAAAGGGCCCCGAUUUGUGUUUAUAGUGGCAUUUUGAAUCGUGAGAUCCGUUCAGAUGUCUGCUGUUUAUUUUGUCGGCUGCAUGCAUUUUGAUUUGAACUUGCUUUCAAAUACUGGCCUCAGUACAUUUUGUCAGCAAUGAAGUUUCUCAUUUUAAAUGAAGGCCUAAAAGUGUUACAUUUGACCGUAUUAUUUAUGUUAAUUUUAUAACCGCUUUUUUGUUUUUAUUAUUAUUAUAAUUUUUAAAUGCAGCAUGUAUGACGACGCCUUCUAACAUCGCGCAAAUGCACAACUUGCUUUGGUGCCUCUUUAAAUGAGAUGUUUUCCAAAAAAAAUUGGCCAAAUUGAGAUGUGCGUCUGUGGACGGGUGGGACUGUGAACGGAAGGGGAUGGAAAUAAACACAUUUCUGUUUGUAA